This is a messenger RNA of Rotaria sordida, 660 nucleotides long. The record is from the annotation of a GenBank genome assembly. NCBI's taxonomy places the organism in Eukaryota, Metazoa, Rotifera, Eurotatoria, Philodinida, Philodinidae.
AUGUCAAAUGCUGAUAUUUCACAAUAUUUACGAAUCAGUGAGACAACUGUAAGAUAUUGGCUUGAAAGAUACGAAACAACUGGUGAUAUAGAAAUUAUACAAAAAUCUGGUCGUAAACGGUCUACAACAGAAAAACAAGAUGAUAUAAUUCAAUCGAUGGUAGCUCAACACCCAACCGAAUCUGCACGUCAAAUUGCAUUCAGAUUAUCAAAGAAAGGUAUAAAAAUUAGUGAAACAACAUUAAGAAGAAGAUUUAAAGAAGCUGGUCUGCAAUCAAUGAAACCAACUUCCAAGCCAUUGCUAACAGGUGACCAUAUUAAGAAAAGACUUCAAUGGGCAAUACAACACCAAGAUAUUGACUGGAAUCAAGUUAUAUUUACAGAUGAAAGUUCAUUUCAUAUGAAACAAGUUAUAAGACAUGUAUGGAAAAAACGUGGCGAAGAAUAUUAUGUAUCAACAGUGAAGCAUCCUGUCAAAGUUCACGUAUGGGGUUGUUUUAGCAAACAUGGAUUCGGAAAACUGUCAAGAGAAGAAGAUUCAAUGAAACAAUUACAGCAUGAAUUGAAAAUUAACUCACCACAUACUAUCAUUGAUUGGCGAAUUUUUUGCCGUGAUAUUUGUGCUAUUUAUUUUGUUAAUAAUUCACCGGGUGAAAAAUAA